This is a messenger RNA of Ordospora pajunii, 3318 nucleotides long. Its product is annotated as RecF/RecN/SMC domain-containing protein. The record is from RefSeq and is a predicted model, not a curated record. Lineage: Eukaryota; Fungi; Microsporidia; Ordosporidae. The transcript has a single exon. Gene Ontology annotation, cellular component: chromosome. Gene Ontology annotation, biological process: chromosome organization. The coding region runs from base 1 to 3318 and encodes 1105 amino acids. Gene Ontology annotation, molecular function: protein binding; ATP hydrolysis activity; ATP binding.
AUGGAUCUGAGAUUGGAGUCUGUGGCUGUUCAUAACUUCAAGAGCUACAGAGGAACGCACGUCGUGGAUGGGCUGGACCCUGGGUUUACAGCAAUAGUUGGGCCGAACGGGUCGGGCAAGAGCAACAUCAUUGAUGGAAUCCUGUUUGUGCUUGGAUUCCGUGCAAAGAAGAUGCGCCAUUCGUCCUUGAGGGAGCUGAUAUACAGUGGAGAUCACAGGGAAGACAUGUGCUAUGUGGAGCUGAAGUUCAACAAGUUUACGAUCAGAAGAGAAGUGUACCAGUCGCGGAAGUCGAGGUAUCUUGUUGAUGGAGACGAGAGGAGCGCUGUGGAGGUGGCAGGGUUGUUGAGCAGCGAGGGUGUUGACAUGGAGCACAACAGGUUUCUGAUAUUGCAGGGGGAGAUUGAGAGCAUUGCAAUGAUGAAGCCUGCGAAUGAAGGGCUGCUUGAGUAUAUGGAGGAUGUGAUUGGGACAAGCAGAUACAAGGCUGAUAUUGAGGAUGGCGAGGAGGAGAUGAAGAAGUGCCUGGAUGAGUAUGAGGGAAAGGCAGCGAUGCUGGGGUUUUAUACGAAGGAGUAUGAGCAUGCGGAGGGGAGAAGGCAGGAAGGGAUGAAAGCAGUUGAGGAAAGACUGAAGUAUCUGUGCCACAGCAGAGACUUGCACGUUCUAGAUGCAGAGGCUGGACGAAGAAGAAUUGCAAGACUGCAGAUGGAGAAGGAGAAAGUGCGGGGUGCAAUUGAGCAUCUCGGGAUCAGAAUUGCAGAGAACAAGGCGAUGCUGAGCAAUAUGGAGAGGGAUGUAGCAAAUGCAAGCAGUAAGACACGAGAUGCCGAGUGCAGGUAUAUAGAAACGAGAAGAAAGUAUCAGAAGGAGGAAAGGGAGAAUAUGAUACUUGAAGAAGAGAAGGCAAUGCUACAGAAACGAGUUGUUGGACUGAACAGCGAAAUUGAGGAGGCAAAGAAGAUGGAUGGGAUUAUACAGAUGAAAGAGGCCGAGUAUAAGACCGAGAUGGGGAAUAACGAGAUGGAGAUUCGGAGCUGUGGAGAAGAAGCAAGCCUGAUAAGGAAGGAGAUUCAAGAAGAGCAUCACAAAGUAGAGAGGAUCUCCAGAGAAAAGAUCGAAAGGAUAAAAGAGGCAGAAGCUUGCCUGUUGCAGGCACUGAAGAAAAAAGACGAAGUGUGUGGGGUGUUUAGGAGAUAUGAGGAGCGGAUUGAGCAGCUAGGGUAUCGUAAGCGUGAUUUUGAGCAAAAGAUCAAAGACAUUGAUGCAAGAAUGGAGAAGAUUGAAGGGUGCAGAGCGAGUGGAAGCAAGGAAGAAUUGCAAGUGAAGGCAGAGAUAGAAGAAGUGGAGAGGGACAUUGAGAAAACACGAAGAGAGAUUGGAAAGAGGAUGCAGAGGGCAUCGGAGUACAAGGAGAAUGUGGAGAGCGAAAGCAAAGAAAAGGAGAUUUUUGAAAAGAUAAAGGAUAUUCCUGGGGUGCAUGGAAGGCUUCGUGAUCUUGGAAGUGUUGAUGUGAAGUAUGCUAGGGCUUUGUUUGCAGCAGGAAAGGGGCUUGGAGGAAUUGUUGUUGAUACCACAAGCACUGCAGAGAGGUGUGUGGCAGAGAUAAAGAGAUCUGGCGUUGGAAGAGGAGUGUUUAUGAUUGUUGAUAGGAUGGGAGAGGUGCCUAUGCUUAGAGACGAAGGCGUUCCGUACAUGUACUCGCUUGUUGAAUGCAGCGAAGAGUUUAGGAAGUGUUUUUACUUUGUGAUGAAGGACACAGUUGUUUGUGAGGAUCUUGAGGUUGCGGAGCGGAUUGCGUUUGGAAGGCAGCGGCGAAGGGUGGUUACGCUUGAUGGGAAGCUGAUUGAGAAGAGCGGCGUGAUGAGUGGAGGGAGGCGAGGAGGACGAGCAAAGGAGAUUGGGGAUCUUGAGCAGGCGUGUGAGAAGAUGAAUGAGCUGAGAAGCAAGUUGAUUGGAGAGCUUUGUGGCAUUAGAAAUGCGAAGGAACGAGAAAUGCUUGAAAGGCAGCGCAAAAGGUAUGUUGCAGAGAGCGAGAUUGUGUGUAGAGAAAUGGAGAAUGUUGGUGGAGUUGAUGAAAGGAGGGAAGUCGAGCUUGCUGAUUCAGAGGUGGAAUGUAUCAAGAAGAGCAUCUGUGUGCUGAGGAAAGAAGUGGAAGGUCUGAUGCCUGAGCAUGUGGUGAGGAAGAAAGAACGGCUGAUUAUGUUGAAUUCAAAGAUUGAGGGGCAUGAAAGGAGGAAUGUUGAACUGAGGAUGUGGAUGUCUGAGAUGGAAGAAGGGCAUGCAGUAGAUAAGGAAGAAGAGAUGAGGAGAAUUAAGAAGCGGAUUUGCGAGAUAAAGCCAAAGGAUGUUUGUGAGAUCAGAAGUAGUAUGCAGAAGAGUCAAGAUGAGUACAAUUGCUGUGUUGCAGAGCAGAGAAGGCUGGAGGAAGAGGUGAGUGCGCUGCGUAUGGAGAUAAAGAGUGGAUAUGACACUGAGAUUAAGCUGAAGAAUAUGAUGGAGGGUAUAGUGGAUGGGAUUGAGGAUAGUGCAAGGCAAGUGAGUGGAGGAGAAGAAUGCGCAGGUAGAAUCUGUUCUGAGAUGAAAAUGUAUGGGGAAGUGAUUGGCAGUAGUGUAGAGCCGCUGGGUGGAGUGGAUAUGAUGGAUGACGAGAGUGUUGAAAGGAUGAGGAAGAAGCUAGGAGGCAUGGUUAUGAAGAUGAAGGGAGUGGUGGCGAAUGAAAUAGAUUGUGAGGUGUUUAGGGAGUAUGAGGGUGCCAAGCAUGAGUAUAUGAAAGCAAGAGAUGAGUGUGAUGGCAUGAAGAAGAAGAUGGAAGGAAUAAGGAAUAGGAUUGAAGGGCUGAAGAAAAGAAGACUGGAUGAGUUUACUGAUGGCUUGAAGCAGAUAUCGACGAGUUUGAAAGAGAUAUACAAGGAAAUAACGUAUGGAGGGAAUGCAGAGCUAGAAUUGGUUGACCAUCUUGAUCCGUUUAGUGAAGGAGUUAUGCUGAGUGUAAUGCCACCUAAGAAGAGCUGGAAGAGUGUUAGUAAGCUUAGCGGGGGAGAGAAGACGCUCAGCAGUCUUGCACUGAUUUUUGCAUUGCAUAGAUACAAGCCAUCUCCGUUCUAUGUGAUGGAUGAGAUUGAUGCGGCACUUGACUAUAGGAAUGUGAGUGUGGUUGCGAACUACAUAAAGGAGAUGUCAACAACUGCGCAGUUUGUUGUGAUAAGCCUGAGGAGCGACAUGUUUGAGCUUAGCGACACGCUGGUGGGAGUGUACAAGACAGAGAAUGUAUCGAGGUUCUUGGUUGUCGAUGUUGGGAAGCUGAGGACUAGCUGA